This is a messenger RNA of Epinephelus lanceolatus (giant grouper), 1032 nucleotides long. The record is from RefSeq and is a predicted model, not a curated record. Lineage: Eukaryota; Metazoa; Chordata; Actinopteri; Perciformes; Serranidae.
UUAAUUAGCAUGGGCGGGCAGAGCUGUCUGAGCAUCUGUACACAUUUUUUACUAAAACUUUACAUCAUCCACAAUUUGAGAGUGACACGGGACAAUGUCGGAUGUAGGAUUAUAUCAAUUUUAUGACGGACGCAGUAAACUCGGGGAAUAUGAAGAAGACAGAAAUGAAGCAGGAGAGAGACACGGAGUCGGUAAAGCUGUUCUGCCCAACGGAGACAUUCAUUAAGGACAGUACGAGAACGGCAGAAGACACGGACAGGGGACGUAUCACUUCAAGAUUGGGGCAAGAUAUGUGGGAGGCUAUUACCAGAACAUGAAACAUGGACAGGGCACCUUCUACUAUCCAGAUGGAUCUAAAUAUGAAGGGUCGUGGGUUGAGGAACUGAGACAGGGUCAUGGUGUAUACACUUACCCUAAUGGUGACACCUAUGAUGGAGAGUGGCUGCAUCAUACGAGGCAUGGCCAGGGCGUUUACCACUACAAGGAAACUGGCUCAGAAUACAAGGGCUCAUGGGUGAAUGGCAAGAUGGAGUCAGCUGGAGAGUACAUCCACUCUAACCACAGAUACAAGGGUAACUUUGUCAACAAUAAUCCGUAUGGCCAGGGGAAGUAUGUGUUCGACACUGGCUGUGAGCAGCAUGGUGAAUACCACCAAGCAGAGCAGGACCGAGCUGAGGGCAAGUGGGGCGAGUUGGCCUCCACCACCAUCCUCAAGUGGAUUCCCAAGUGUAUCACUGGCCUGACACCAUGGACUCCAGCCAAAGACACCUCAGGAAGGGAAAAGGAAACCGGUUCAGCAGAGGAGGGAGCAGAGAACUGAGCUGUGUGAUCAGCCCACAAUCCUCAUUUUUUAACCUAUGUUUAAAAGGCAAAAUAACAUAAACAUAUUAAUGAAUGUGUAAAUAAAUUUGUUAAGCUUGUAUUUUUUUGUGUUUCCUCAUGAAGAUGUGUGGUUGUAGCAACUGGAAACUUUCCAUUACCUACUGUGAUUAUCAUAGUGUGUACUUUAAUAAAGUGCAGUGCCCCCUUGUG